This is a messenger RNA of Caenorhabditis remanei, 615 nucleotides long. RefSeq lists its product as uncharacterized. The record is from RefSeq and is a predicted model, not a curated record. The transcript has 3 exons. The coding region runs from base 1 to 615 and encodes 204 amino acids. Lineage: Eukaryota; Metazoa; Nematoda; Chromadorea; Rhabditida; Rhabditidae.
AUGCUCUACUUAACCAUCAAGCUCAAGCAGGUAUCAAUUACAAUAGAUAGCUGGUCCGCACUGAAUUUGUAUCCACGAGUCUCCUCGUCCUCUCUGACUAGUCUUAUCCAUCGGAGAAGUCCACUCAACUCAUUGGUUUGGAAACCAUUCAUUGAAAUGUCAUUGAAGAACGACUCCAGAUUGACAAGGAAUCGAGCAUCUGACAAUUGGAAAACGUUCCCGAAUUAUUAUCUUCGGAUUACCAAUUUUGAAGUUAACGUCAAUAAUACACCAUAUGAUCUGAGUGUCUACAGAGAGUUUCAUCAAGGCGAAGAAGUCGACCCUAUUCAAAAUAAGAAAAAUGAGGAUGUCCUCUAUGAUCUGGAUACGUUCGGUUUCCGAGUUCCGAUGAACAAAACGGACGUCGCUUCAGGAGAAGUUGUUUUUGGAUAUGUGAUCAAUCGAAUUUUACCAUUGAUUGGUUACUCGUUUCCUGUUAUCCAUUCCAAAGCGAACUCGGUUCUCGAGGAACUCCAAGAAACUAUUGACUCCGAUCUUGAGAUGCUGAAAGCAAUGAUUUUUAUUCUUAACUUCCAUUACUUAUCCACUUACGGCAUCAUGUCUGGAACAGAAUAG